Penicillium manginii is the source of this 1368-nucleotide messenger RNA. RefSeq lists its product as uncharacterized. NCBI's taxonomy places the organism in Eukaryota, Fungi, Ascomycota, Eurotiomycetes, Eurotiales, Aspergillaceae. The record is from RefSeq and is a predicted model, not a curated record. The transcript has a single exon. Bases 1 to 1368 code for a protein of 455 amino acids.
AUGGCCCGACUUCGAGGAAUUGAAGCCGAUCAGUCUACGCUAAGUGCCAACCCCUGGGAAGAAGAACUGCGAGAGCGAGAAGGGGGAGAGGAAGAAGAAGAAGAAAGAAAAGAAGAGAAAGAAAAACAGAUUCCAGCAAGCCAGCGGAUCCCCUCGUCAAAGCGCAGCACCCUCGAUACUCCUAAUCCACCGACCCAGAAAGGGCUGGCGCUGAUAUUCGGCAAAGUCGACCACCAGAUCGACCAACUGGACAAGCAGCUCAGCAAUGUCCAGACCGAGCUCCUGAAGACGCGAGCUGUAUUAAUGUCCCUGGGGAAUACGUUCUCCAAUCUCAAUAAGCCCGAGGCUAGCGAGCGUCUUGAAAUAGAUGCUUUCACGAAUUACCUACGCAUCAGUGACCGGUUAAAGGCGAUUGCCGAAAAGAUUUUCCUGAUCUUGCCCAAAAAUCCACGCCAUCCUCUUCCCACUCGAAAGACUUAUAAUAAUGAGGUCGUGUACGGUGGCUCUAAUCUGGGGGGACACGAUCCAGAGUCACCUCUUGAUGAUCCUGCGCCGUAUUCAGAUGAUCUGGAACUGAAUUCCCGGCAUGAGCCUGGACCCUACAGUGAGCAGACAAGGUUCUCCGAACUCGCAUUCGACGUGGGCGAUGAGGGCGACGUCUAUGAACAGAGUGCCCGCGAAUCAAGUGCCUAUGCCUCAGAUAAUUUUUUUGCACCGUCACGUCGCGGCCAAAAACCAACUAAACCAUUGCAUUCCGAGGGACCGAGAUUUAUACGCCAAUCAUCGAGCUUAACAUAUGACAGAAAACGAGGAUCAAUUUUGCGAAACAGUCGUACGGUGCAUUAUGCGCCGACAUUCCGCAGCAGCAGCAGCAGCAUCACGGCUUCUGGUAGCCUCGUCUAUGAUAAUCUGACUGAGUCAUCUCAACUGGAGGACUCGCCUAACAGUAUGCAUGUUGUCAGAAGUGGAUCCCUUGAAUCAGCUUCGUCUUCAAGGAGAAGAUUUCGAUCAUCAUUCGGUCACCCCGAUUCCAAUGCUACCGAGCUUGGAGAAAGUUUGGCAAGUUUGGCAAGGGAGGAAAGCCAGGUGGCCUCAGAUGAGCCUCGGAUCGUGUUGGUGGAGCCCAAGGGUGCGCAGGCGCUCAGCCUCGAGGCGACCUUGCAAGAGGAGCGGACCUUUCUCCUUGAAAAGCUUCAUGAAGUGCAAGAUCAACUACAAGCUGCACAGAGUAUACAGGCGAUCGAAUCCACAUUGGGGAAUGGAAACGAAGUCGAGAGCGACAGCAUUAAGGGUAAUUUAUGGACCCGAUUGAAACGCAAAUUCACAGACCACAGCAACAAGCAAGGCGAACAUGAUAUAGCAAAAUAG